This is a messenger RNA of Trichoderma citrinoviride, 1185 nucleotides long. RefSeq lists its product as hypothetical. The record is from RefSeq and is a predicted model, not a curated record. Gene Ontology annotation, biological process: regulation of intracellular signal transduction; cellular response to L-arginine. NCBI's taxonomy places the organism in Eukaryota, Fungi, Ascomycota, Sordariomycetes, Hypocreales, Hypocreaceae. The transcript has 2 exons. Bases 1 to 1185 code for a protein of 394 amino acids. Gene Ontology annotation, cellular component: cytosol.
AUGAAUACCCAGGUCUCGUUCCUUGAAGGCACUUACACUCUCAUCCACAUCCCCCUCGACCUCUAUCCGACCCUCCUCCAGCCCAUCCUCCGCAUCCUCCUCCCCCAGACCCAGAGCCUCAACUUCUCCCGCGACUCAACAGAGUACGAGCUCGAGGGCCUCACGACAGACUACCAGCAUGGCUUCCUCAACAUCAGCAUCACCCCCAUCGACUGCUCCGUCGUCUGCCACAGCUCCUGGGCCAAGAACGUCUUCGAGCCCGCCCUCAACGCGCUGCCAAAGAGCAUCUCCAAAAACGUAUCCGUCUUCAAGGACACCUACAUGAUCCUCUCCGUGACGAGCGCCGGGCUGGACCCCGGCGGCCGCGUCAUGGAGCUCAGCUCGCCGCUCGCCUUUGCGGGCAUCCCCAUCUUCUUCAUCACCACCUACUACUCCGACUUCAUCCUCGUCCCCACCAAGGAGAAGCAAAAGGUCGUGCAGGCCCUGCUGGCAAAGGGCUUCGAGCUCUCGGAGAACCAGUCCAACUUCGUCAACCCGUCCAUGUACGCGCCCAACAGCAGCUCAGCAGACGCCGGCGCCGACUGGGCGCAGAAACCGCCCGGCACCCCGCCCCCUUCCAACGACGACGAGCUCCAGUCGAGGACCUUUGACCUCCUGCUCAAGCGCAACGUAAAGGCCCGCAUCGAGCCGGACCUCGAGCUCGUCCAGUGCUCCGGCCGCGAGACGUCCCCCCUCGCACACCCUUACGGCCACCGGCCGUCCCUCAGCCGCAAGAGCUCGGUCGACUACCGCCGCUCCUGGAUCACCCACGUCGACACGAAGCUCUACACGUGCAUCGUGUCGGCGCUCGUCUCGCAGCCCAGGUUCCUCUCCCUCACCCUCGCCCAAGAUGACCCCCCGUCUCUCCUGCUUGACAAGACCCUGCUGCCCAUCUUUGAUGACUCCCUCGUCGGCGACACCGAAGGCGUCCUGAUCCCCAUCUUCCUCGACCUCGUCAACCUGCCCUUUGAGUCCACCGGCAUCGUCUGUGGCGUCGCCGGUCGCCUCGUCAAGGGCACAGACACCGCCGAGAGUUCAGAGCUUUCCUAUCUCUCCACUGCUCGCGCCGGCACCGUCAUCUUGUCAAGGAUCCAGUCGAUCCGAGCAAUGGAUAUUUUGACUCCGUUGCUCAACAAGACGCCAUGA